Rotaria sp. Silwood2 is the source of this 333-nucleotide messenger RNA. The record is from the annotation of a GenBank genome assembly. NCBI's taxonomy places the organism in Eukaryota, Metazoa, Rotifera, Eurotatoria, Philodinida, Philodinidae.
AUGACUAGUGUUAUUGAACAUCGACAAAAAGCUCGUUUACCACCACGUCAACCAUUAGAUCGCCAUUUAUCUGAAAUUGGUGAAUUUGAUGGAACGGUUUAUAUCAAUGCCGGAAUCGAUUCGACUUGUUCCAGAAAACGUAGUCGAACAAUACAUAAAUUAACAGAUGGCAUCGUGAUAUCAACGACGGAAUCAAGAAGUUCAAAUGCACACAACGAUAAUCUAUCUUCUACAUUAUUACAUAGUAGAACAAAUGAUGAUCGAUUUGAUGAGAUUAACAACGGUUGUUGUAUCCAUUGUGGUAGAGGAAAUACAAUAAUAAAGGACAAUUGA